AUGAAGUUCAACAUCGACGAUUUACCCGUUUUGUUUCCUUAUCCAAGGAUAUACCCAGAGCAAUAUGCCUACAUGUGCGAUCUCAAAAGAACGCUCGAUGCAGGAGGUCACUGUGUGCUGGAAAUGCCGUCUGGCACGGGAAAAACAGUGUCUCUGUUGUCACUCAUCAUAGCCUAUCAACAAUACUAUCCUGAGCAUCGGAAGCUGAUCUACUGUUCACGUACCAUGUCGGAGAUUGAGAAAGCCCUAGCGGAACUGAAAGCUCUUAUGAAGUAUCGAGAAGAGCAGCUUGGGCGUAGCGAGGAAUUCCGUGGUCUCGGGCUUACCAGUCGGAAGAAUUUGUGUAUCCAUCCCUCGGUCAGGCGAGAGAAGAGUGGCGCUAUUGUCGACGCAAGAUGUCGCAGUUUAACUGCUGGGUUCGUAAAGGAAAAGAAGGAGAGGGGCGAAGAUGUGGCAAACCUCGACCUUCUCGAGCCUCACAACCUCAUUCCGAAUGGUGUUUGGACUUUGGACGGCAUCAUGAGAUAUGGCGAAGAGCACAAACAAUGUCCAUAUUUUACAUCGAGGCGGAUGAUGUCAUUCUGCAACGUUAUCAUCUACUCGUACCAUUACCUCCUCGAUCCCAAGAUUGCCGAUCGGGUAUCAAAAGAGCUUUCUAAGGACUGCAUAGUUGUCUUUGAUGAAGCACAUAACAUCGAUAACGUCUGUAUCGAGUCGCUAAGCACGGAUAUCACAGAAGAUUCCCUUCGGAAAGCAACCCGCGGCGCACAAAAUCUAGAGAACAAGAUCAUGCAAAUGAAGGAUACUGAUGCGGAUAAGCUCAAGAACGAAUAUGCUAAGCUCGUGGAAGGUUUAAGGGAUGCUGGGGAUGCUCGUGAUGAAGAUGCCUUUAUGGCGAAUCCUGCCCUUCCCGAUGAUCUUCUCAAGGAGGCUGUUCCGGGAAACAUUCGAAGAGCAGAGCAUUUUGUUGCCUUCCUUAAACGUUUCGUUGAAUAUCUCAAGACUCGGAUGAAAGUCCGUCAAGUGAUUUCCGAGACACCUCCAUCUUUCCUCGCACAUCUAAAAGAGUACACGUUCAUAGAAAAAAAGCCCUUGAGAUUCUGCGCCGAACGCCUAACCUCCCUCGUCCGAACCCUGGAACUAACCAACAUCGAAGACUAUCAACCUCUCCAAGAUGUAGCAACUUUCGCCACCCUCGUCGCAACCUACGAAAAAGGCUUCUUGCUCAUCUUAGAACCAUACGAAACCGACACCGCCGAAGUCCCCAACCCCGUCCUCCAUUUCACCUGUCUCGACGCCGCCAUAGCCAUUAAGCCCGUCUUUGAGCGCUUCAGCUCCGUCAUCAUCACCUCGGGGACGCUCUCGCCUCUAGAAAUGUAUCCCAAGAUGCUAGGCUUCACAACCGUAGUCCAGGAAUCAUACAGCAUGACCCUGGCACGGCGUUCCUUCUUACCCAUGAUCGUCACCAGGGGCGCCGAUCAGAUCCCCAUGUCAUCGGGCUUCCAAGUCCGCAACGAAGCCGGUGUCGUAGGGAACUACGGCCGUCUCCUAACCGAAUUCGCCAAACUAACCCCCGACGGUCUCGUCGUCUUCUUCCCAUCCUAUCUAUACAUGGAAUCCAUAAUCAGCAUGUGGCAAGGCAUGGGAAUCCUCGACGAGAUAUGGAAAUACAAACUAAUCCUCGUCGAGACGCCCGAUGCCCAGGAAACCUCGCUGGCGCUAGAAACCUACCGCACAGCAUGCUGCAACGGCCGCGGCGCCAUCCUGCUCUGCGUCGCGCGCGGGAAGGUCAGCGAGGGCAUCGAUUUCGACCACCAGUACGGCCGCGCCGUGCUGUGCAUCGGCGUCCCGUUCCAAUACACGGAGUCCCGCAUCCUGAAGGCCCGUCUGGAGUUCCUACGCGAGACGUACCGCAUCCGCGAGAAUGACUUCUUGUCCUUCGACGCUAUGCGGCACGCAGCGCAGUGUCUAGGCCGUGUACUGCGCGGCAAAGACGAUUACGGCGUCAUGGUACUCGCCGACCGACGUUUUCUCAAGAAGCGCAAUCAGCUCCCUAAAUGGAUCAACCAGGCCCUAGUCGAGGGCGAGGUGAACCUAAGCACGGAUAUGGCGGCCGGCGCGGCGAAGAAGUUCCUACGCAGCAUGGCGCAGCCGUUCAAGGCUAGUGAUCAAGAGGGCAUCAGUACGUGGAGCUUGCGGGAUCUGGAGCGUUUCAAGGAGAAGCAGGAGGAAGAGGCGAUUCGUGCUUUGCAGGAGGAGAGUGCUAAUGCGGGGGAUACGAUGCAGGGUAUUAGGGAGGGGAAUGAGGCGGUGGUGAAUGAGGUUGCUGUGGGGAAUGCUGCGGAUGAAUUUGAUGAUGAUGAGUUGGAGGCGGAGAUGAUGCAGAUGGGUGGGGGUUGA
This is a messenger RNA of Venustampulla echinocandica, 2400 nucleotides long. Its product is annotated as putative excision repair protein rhp3. Gene Ontology annotation, biological process: nucleotide-excision repair; transcription by RNA polymerase II; positive regulation of mitotic recombination. Gene Ontology annotation, molecular function: DNA helicase activity; damaged DNA binding; ATP binding. The coding region runs from base 1 to 2400 and encodes 799 amino acids. The transcript has 10 exons. The record is from RefSeq and is a predicted model, not a curated record. Gene Ontology annotation, cellular component: nucleus. NCBI's taxonomy places the organism in Eukaryota, Fungi, Ascomycota, Leotiomycetes, Helotiales, Pleuroascaceae.